This is a messenger RNA of Cinclus cinclus, 2100 nucleotides long. RefSeq names its product malonyl-CoA-acyl carrier protein transacylase (gene MCAT). Lineage: Eukaryota; Metazoa; Chordata; Aves; Passeriformes; Cinclidae. The coding region runs from base 149 to 1432 and encodes 427 amino acids. The transcript is spliced from 3 exons. The record is from RefSeq and is a predicted model, not a curated record. Gene Ontology annotation, molecular function: transferase activity.
CGAGCGCCGGGGCGGCUCGACCGACCGCCCUCGUUCCCUCCUUCUCUCCCUCCCUCUCUCUCUUCCCGUCCCCUCUGCCCGGCCCGGCAGGGGCUGCCGGCGGGGGCCGCCCCGUUCCCGUGGCAACGCCCGUUCCCGGGCGGCGGCCAUGGGCGGCUGGGCCGCGGCGCCAUGGCGGCUUGGUGGCUGCAGCGGGCGCGGCGGCCUCCGCGGCGCUGCGCGGCGGUGGGGCAGCUCCCGCCCCGGCGCUGGGGACCGGGCGGCGAGCCUGAGCGACCUCCUGCAGAGCUCGGUGGAGGCCGAGGAGCCGGGCGCGGCGGCGGCGGCGGCGAGGCGGGAGCGGCGAUGCCCCCGGGAGGGCACGGUGCUGCUCUUCCCCGGGCAGGGCAGCCAGUUCGUGGGGAUGUGCCGCGGGCUGCAGCAGUACCCCGCCGUGCGGGACAUGUACCGCCUGGCCGAGAAGGUGCUGGGCUACGACCUGCUCUCCCUCUGCCUGGAGGGGCCGCGGGACGCGCUGGACCGCACCCAGCACUGCCAGCCCGCCGUGUUCGUCGCCUCCCUGGCCGCCGUGGAGAAGCUCAACCACCUGCAGCCUGAAGUGAGCGGCCGCGUUGGGCGCGGGGGCCGGGCCGGGGUCGGGCGGCGGCGCCUCGGGCCUGCCCGCGCUGCGGCUGAGGCGCCGCUCGGCUCUGUGUCCCCGCAGGUCGUGGAGCGCUGCGUGGCGGCCGCCGGCUACAGCGUGGGGGAGUUCGCGGCGCUGGUCUUCGCCGGAGCCCUGGACUUCGCCGAAGCGCUGUACGCGGUGAAAGUGCGCGCCGAAGCCAUGCAAAAGGCGUCGGAAGCUGUCCCCAGUGGAAUGCUCUCGGUUGUCGGCCGGCGAGAGGCAAAUUACAAAUUUGCCUGCCUGGAAGCCCGUAAACACUGUGAAUCGCUGGGUAUAGAGAACCCCGUGUGCACAGUUUCAAACUAUUUGUUUCCAGACAGCAGAGUCAUUGCAGGACACUUACAGGCUUUGGAGUUUUUGCAGGAGAAUGCCCGAAAAUACUAUUUUAAACGUACAAAAAUGCUUCCAGUCAGUGGGGCUUUUCAUACCAGACUUAUGGAACCAGCAGUAGAACCACUGGCUGAAGUCCUAAAAUCGAUUGAAAUUCAGAAACCACUGUUCUGUGUGUAUUCCAAUGUUGAUGGCAAAAAGUACAUGCACUCAAAGCACAUUGAGAAGCUGUUAGUGAAGCAGGUGGUGUCACCUGUUCUGUGGGAGCAGACCAUGCACUCAGUGUAUGAAAGAAAGCAAGGAACAGAAUUUCCUUACACGUAUGAAGUGGGGCCCGGGAAUCAACUAGGAGCCAUUCUCAAACAAUGUAAUUUAAAGGCCUGGAAACAAUAUAAACAUGUAGAUGCUCUGGAAGAUGAGGAAGCAGUGGAGACUUAAAUAAGCUUUUGAGAAAAAUCCACACAACUUGGGUUUUUUUCUGAUUUAAAACUUUGUGCUCCCAAAAGAAGAAGUCUUAAAAACAUUCAUGGCUUCUCACGAUGUAAAGAGCACUACGUUUGUGAUUGCAAUGAACAUUUUCUUUUAAGUUUCUCAGGUGUGGAAAGGGGAGAGCAAAGUUUGGCUCUUCCAUCUGUGUCGGGACUGCAAAGCUGUCAACAAAGAGGCCAAGUGGUGUUGUUUGGCCUCAAUCCUCAAUCCUGCAAGCAACUUUCCCUCUUGAGGUUCUUUCUGGUUUUUUUUUUCUUUUGGUUGAUUGGUUGUUUUCUGGGGGAGUUUUUUGGGUGUGGAUUCAGGUUCUAGUUGGUAGCCUUGGCUGUCUGGUGCAGGGAUCUUCAGGAAUGCAGGGGUUGUUGGCUCCAAGUUGUGUCGGGUUCUGCUCUGGGCUGGAGGGUGCAUUUAGAGGAGCCAUUUGUUGGAACAGCUUUCAGUGUGUUGAUGUUCCUCUUUUCUUAUUCAAUUGACUUGUGGGGUGUUCAUCUAUGUAAAGUUCUCUUACUUUGUGUUCACAUUGCCAGGUAGCAGCUGAGUGAGGCCGAUGAUGUUACUAGAAAAAUUAUUUUCUCAAGGUUAAACUAUAAAUAAACUAUGAAGCUUUUCUUGCUAUU